UUCGAAGAACACUGAUGAAGAAUCUCACAUCAAGGAUCAAAAAUAUUGAACCAACCGAACAAUCAGAUUCUAUUCGAUGAUUUCUCACGUAACUUGCUCGUCAUCUCGGUUGGCCCAUUUUCCACGAAAAACAAUCGUCCGUCGUGUCCAUUCGAUCCACGUCACGUCAAGGGAUUUUCCUGCCGGUGAUGAUUCAUGGUCCGGAUAGCCACCGAAGGGGGAGAGAAACAGGAAUUUCGUAAAUUUGUUUCGUGUCCGCGGUGCGUAAGGUCUUUCGUAAAAAUACGAACGACCUUCGAGGCCGAUUCGAGGCAUCGGGAGGCGGAGAAACUCAUCUCGUUAGUGUCGGUCCCACCGUCCGCCAAGAUGCACUUGUUCUUACGGGUUUGUCCGGCACGCGUGUGUUGCUCGUUGCGUCGCAAAAGCUGAUCCGCGAUUUGAACUAUAGAACGCUAGGGAACUUCUCGUCGUCCCGUCACCGGCUAGUGAGAUUUCAACGUUGAACACUCGAGCGUAUCGAAAAUAGACGUCGAUAAUUUCGCAGAAAUUGCCCAGCUAUUCCUGGUAGCUCCACAAACGAGGCUCGAUUCCCUGCGACAGGAUAAUACGGAGGAAUUACAUAAGGUUUCGCGACAGAAGAUAACGAGGACUACGCAACCAGUGUUUGCGGAGAGCAAACGAAAAUGAAGACGCCAUCGGUCGGUUCGCUGUCAGCCAUUGUAUUCCUCUCAUUCUUCGUUAGCCCGCUUCAAAGCGACCCUCAACAGAUUUACUGGUCGAAUUACCCGGUGCAUCGUCCUCUGGAUCCACAGUCGCAAUCAACAGAAGAAUUUUUGGAUCAACUCGGUGCUGCAAGUGUUCAGGGUCCGUACGUUCCUCGAUACGUUCCUGAAACUCCUCCCCUAUAUGAGCCACAAGAUUUUGGAAGGGAUAAUCUGAACCACCCUAUCAGAGUACCUGACACAAAGUAUCAGCAAAGAGGAGGAUACUAUGAUUACCAAACGUCUGCGUCGAGAGACGAGGAGAAACAGAAUACAAAAGGGGAUGAAGAUGACGUCAGACUGUCGCAAAGUUCAGAAAUCGUCUCGAAGGAAAAGGAGAUCUUGAAGAACAUGCAUAUUCUUGAUAAGCUGCUAUCAGAGGACUCUAGUGACAUCGACGACAAUGUGUUAGGUGAGAAGAUUAUGUCCGAGGAGACGAAGAGGGUCGCUAGGGCGAUACGACAGCAGAGGCCAGGGUUCUUCUGGACCCUCGCUAGAGUGACCUUCGAGACGUUCAACGACACAAGAUCAGCCCUCCAGCAGAUCAGCGAGAUCAUCAACAACAGCAUAUCGCCGGAUUCCGCCACGCAGAGUUCCAUGCCCAGUGGUUCUCUAACAGCAGUUAGCACUCCGCGGAACGCAACCUCCGCAAACGGAACGGAAUCCGCGACGACGCCGUCCACGACGACCACGCAAGCUCCUUUCGUCCUAACCAGGAACAGUCUGCAAAGUCUGAUCAGACGAAACGUGCUAGGCCUCGUGAAACUCUUCAACCUCGAAUGGAGCGACGCUCUGAACCAAUCGGAAGUAUCGGUGAAAGAGUUCCAGAAGAAUCUCAACACGCAAGUGGGCACCUUCCUCCAGGACAAUCCGAACGCGUACUGAGGAUCCUGAGGGUCCAAAUUUCGACAGUGGCGCGUUACCAAAGACUGAAUCCCUUGGAUCGAUCGUUAUUUAUACAAUCGUUGAAAUGUACCGUUUUUACGAUCCGAAUUAAAGUUACGGUGAAGUUAGAAAGCGAGUUUAGAGCUUGCCAGGGCUGUCUUACUCGGUAGAUGCAUGAAGUAUUGUGUCUAAGUCCUUUAAAAUAAAGUUUAGAGUGUAUUAGAGGUUCUAGAGUCUAAAGAGACGUCUGUAGGACCUAGCAGAAUUAGAGGAAGAAUGAAACAUGAUUGAACAAAUGUCUAGAGGCUAUAGAAAACUCUAACUCCCACGGAUCGCCUCUAGAAUCCAUGUAAAUAGGUCGACACGCGUAAACAGUAUUCAACGAAGAAUGAAGCAGGUUAGCGACACAUAUAGUGGGUAUAGAGAAUGAUCUACGAGCAGAACACCUAUACGAGGUGUCAUCGAGGUGACUAGGAGAGUUGCAAAAGCUUCGUAAUAUCUUUAUAAUGUAGAGAAAAAUAUGACUAUAUGUUUAGCUCUGUUGAUAUUAUAAUAUCAAUAUUAACUAUUGAUCAAUAAUUAAUUAUUGAUUGAUAC
Nomia melanderi (Alkali bee) is the source of this 2243-nucleotide messenger RNA. The record is from RefSeq and is a predicted model, not a curated record. Lineage: Eukaryota; Metazoa; Arthropoda; Insecta; Hymenoptera; Halictidae.